AUGAAGAUCGAAAACUGGGUGAAGGAGUGGUGCCACAGUCUGCCCACGAGAAUGCAUGCUACCAUUUCUGGUGACAGUGGGACAUUGAUUGUCUCAAACCUCAUUGAUGGUGUGGAUACAUAUGUGAUCCCCCCUCAGGAGCUGCUUCGCUCGUUUCGGCAUCCCAUCAACUCCAACGUUCCAUUGCUCGUUUCCUCGGUAAUGGAUUCUUCUUUGAUUGUAGUGGGGAGUGAUGAUGGCUGUCUGCGGAUCUAUGACCACCACACAGGUCAUCUGUCAAUGUCGUUACCUCACAGGAAAGGUUUGGUCCAAAUUGUUGAUGCAAUAUCGGACAACAGAAAAUCUAUUAUUGUAACAGGAACAUCUGACACUCAUGACAUUGCGAUUAAAAUCUGGGCACCGAUCAAGGAAAUCGCAGAAGAUGCCCAAAAUACCCCACCGCCACCCGUCUACUCAGCAGGAUUAUCCUUCUGGCAGAUUGUUUGCAUUAUCUUAGUCUGUUGCAGUGUUCAAGCUAUUCUUCUCAACCUCCCAUUUGACAGAAUUUCUGACCUUAUACAGAAUUGCCUCAAACUUAGACCUCAUUUCCAUCAUUAG
This is a messenger RNA of Laccaria bicolor S238N-H82, 597 nucleotides long. RefSeq lists its product as uncharacterized. The coding region runs from base 1 to 597 and encodes 198 amino acids. Lineage: Eukaryota; Fungi; Basidiomycota; Agaricomycetes; Agaricales; Hydnangiaceae. The transcript has 5 exons. The record is from RefSeq and is a predicted model, not a curated record. Gene Ontology annotation, molecular function: protein binding.